CUCCCCCCCUGGGCUGGGGCGGCCCCGCGCUCCGCCCGAAGGCGGGUCCGCCAUAAACAAACGCAGUUCGGUCGCACGUGGACGGCGGAGCGGCUGCGCCUCGCCACCUUCGCGGGCUCCAGGCACCGCGUCUCCAGGCACCGAGAGCGGCCAGGGAGGGCAGGAGAGCGCGCCGGGGCCGGGCCCCAGCCGCCUGCGCCCCAUUCCCCUCCGCUCGCCUCCCGCUCCAUGGCUCCGCGGCCGCCGCCGCCCCUGCGGCCCUCCGCAGCGGAGGGGCCUCGCGGCCGCGGGUGCACACCCUCGGCUAAGGACUAAAGGGCGCCGCCGCCUUCUCGCCGGCCCCCUCGCCCUCGGGAAAGCCGAGACACGGGCCACAGGCGGAGGGAGGAAGAGAGAGCAGAAGCGAGCGGGAAGCGGUGCUCCGGUCGCCGCGGGACAGCCCAGCCCCGAGGAGGCUGCGCCCCGGGCCGCGGCGGGCGGAGCGCGGGGCGGCGCCGCGGGUUUGCGCCGAACCCAGGGCUGGCGGCUGCGGCGAGGCGCCUCGGUGCCCCGGGGCGGUCCCGCGCACCUGCCCGCGGCCGGCGCUCCGGACCCACCUGGCUCCGGAACCCCUUUGCCGGUCCCCGCCGGGGCAGCCCGAGCGGGGCUCCGCGGGCCUGCAGCGCCGCCGGGUCUAAUAUGCCCAGAGCCGAGGCGCGAUGAAGGAGAAGUCCAAGAAUGCGGCCAAGACCAGGAGGGAGAAGGAAAAUGGCGAGUUCUACGAGCUGGCCAAGCUGCUCCCGCUGCCGUCGGCCAUCACCUCGCAGCUGGACAAAGCGUCCAUCAUCCGACUCACCACGAGCUAUCUGAAGAUGCGCGCCGUCUUCCCCGAAGGUCUAGGUGACGCCUGGGGACAGCCCAGCCGCGCCGGACCCCUGGACAGCGUCGCCAAGGAGCUGGGAUCGCACUUGCUGCAGACUCUCGAUGGAUUUGUUUUUGUGGUAGCAUCUGAUGGCAAAAUCAUGUACAUAUCCGAGACGGCUUCUGUGCACCUGGGCUUGUCUCAGGUGGAACUCACGGGCAACAGCAUCUACGAGUACAUCCACCCCUCCGACCACGACGAGAUGACGGCUGUGCUCACGGCCCACCAGCCUCUCCACCACCACCUGCUCCAAGAGUACGAGCUAGAGAGGUCGUUCUUCCUCCGAAUGAAGUGUGUCUUGGCGAAAAGAAACGCGGGCCUGACGUGCAGCGGAUACAAGGUCAUCCACUGCAGCGGCUACUUGAAGAUCAGACAGUACAUGCUGGACAUGACCCUGUAUGACUCCUGCUACCAGAUCGUGGGGCUGGUGGCCGUGGGCCAGUCGCUCCCACCCAGUGCCAUCACGGAGAUCAAGCUGCACACUAACAUGUUCAUGUUCAGGGCCAGCCUCGACUUGAAGCUGAUUUUCCUGGAUUCCAGGGUGACCGAGCUGACGGGCUACGAGCCACAGGAUCUGAUCGAGAAGACGCUGUACCACCACGUGCACAGCUGCGACGCCUUCCACCUGCGCUACGCGCACCACCUCCUGCUGGUGAAAGGCCAGGUCACCACCAAGUACUACCGGCUGCUGUCCAAGCUGGGCGGCUGGGUGUGGGUGCAGAGCUACGCCACGGUCGUGCACAACAGCCGCUCGUCCCGGCCCCACUGCAUCGUGAGUGUCAAUUAUGUCCUCACGGAUAUCGAAUACAAGGAACUGCAGCUGUCCCUGGACCAGGUGUCCACGUCCAAGUCCCAGGACUGCUGGAGGGCCGCCUUGUCUACCUCACAGGAAACUAGGAAAUUAGCUAAGCCCAAAAGCACCAAGAUGAAGACGAAGCUGAGAACAAACCCUUACCCACCCCAGCAAUACAGCGCAUUCCAAAUGGACAAACUGGAGUGCGGCCAGCUCGGAACCUGGAGAGCCAGCCCCCCGGCCGGCGGCCCGGCCCCCCCAGAGCAGCAGCUGCCUUCGGAGAGCAGCGACCUUCUGUACGCGCCCUCCUGCGGCCUGCCCUUCUCCUACCACUACGGACACUUCCCCCUGGACUCGCACGUCUUCACCAGCAAAAAGCCCAUGCUGCCGGCCAAGUUCGGGCAGCCCCCGGGCUCCCCGUGCGAGGUGGCACGCUUCUUCCUGAGUGCGCUGCCAGCCAGCGGCGAGUGCCAGUGGCAUUACGCCAGCCCCCUGGUGCCCGGCAGUGCUUCUCCAGCUAAGAGCCUUUCAGAGCCCCCCCUGGCCGCUGCUCGGCACAGCCUCGUGCCAAACUACGAAGCGCCCCCCGCCGCCGCCGUCGCCGCCUCGCGCAGGUUCGGCGAGGACAACGCGCCCCCGCCGCCGCCGAGCUUCCCGAGCUGCGGCCACUACCGCGAGGAGUCUGCGCUGGGCCCGGCCAAGGCCGCCCGGGACGCGGCGCGCCUGGCGCUGGCCCGCGCGGCGCCCGAGUGCUGCGCGCCGCCGGCCCCGGAGCCCCCAGGCGCGCCGGCGCAGCUGCCCUUCGUGCUGCUCAACUACCACCGCGUGCUGGCCCGGCGCGGGCCGCUGGGGGGCGCCGCCGCCGCCACCGCGCCCGGCCUGAGCUGCGGCCCCGGCGGCCCCGACGCAGCCGGCGCGAUGCGGUCCCGGCUCCCGAGCCCCCGCGGCCGCCGCCGCCGCGUCGCCGCCCCGCCACCCGGCGCGCCGCGGCCGCACUACCUGGGCGCCUCGGUGAUCAUCACCAACGGCAGGUGACCCCUGCCCGCAGGGGGAAGCCAUGGGCCGGGCCUGCCGAGGUUCGCGUGCCACGAAGCAGAGGGGCGAGCCGAAUAUGCACGAUAUAAAUUAAUUUAUACAGAGACGACUAUUUUAAUAGAAGCCCGCAGCCGACUUUAGAUUUUUACCGUAGACGCCACGAAGGCGGGCGCCGAGGCUGGGACGAAGGGACCCCCGGCCUUGCUCGCCCCGCGGAGACGUGGGGCGGGGGCCGGGUCGGUUUCCCUCAUCUGGAAGUCGGGCUCCCGCACCUGGCCUGCUCCCGGGGCUGGGGGAGGGGCAGGAGACACCAACGCUGUCUUUAAAAAGUCACUCACGGAUCUCGCGUUAACUUUUUUUUAUUUUUUAAUACAAAACUGGAGCCAAGACAGGGGAGGGGGCGCGCGUGCAGCCCCACCGUGUGUGCGUGAACUUGGGUGUGCACUUGGGUGUGCACCCAGCUCCUACUUCUCCCUAACCCCUGUGAACUCUCCAUCACCCCAAGAGUGGCACCUUCAGCAUAUACUGAAUAGGCAUCAAAUGCAAAAAAAAGAGAAAAAAAAUUAAAACCCCGAUUCCCUGGCCAGACCUUGACGAGAACGACCCCGCCAAGCCGGAUUCCACGCGAACCGCCCACCCCCCAGCCCGCGCGCGUCCGCAAUUCGCUAGGCGGGGUUUGCUACACGUAAUGCUAAGGAAGUUGGUGACGCUGCAUGUGCAAUAAGGAAAACUGCCUACGGCCUGCACCUUGUGGGAGAAAACGUGCUUCCGGGAAGUAAGGAGACGAUGUACACAUUUGAAGCAUUUUCUGUUAUUUUAUACACAGCAAGAGGACUGCACAUGGACCUGUCAUGUGUGUAACCGGUUCACAGAAAUCCUUUUCCAAAGCACCAGCCGUGUUUGAAAAAUAAACUUCCGUUCGUUUUUA
This is a messenger RNA of Oryctolagus cuniculus (rabbit), 3657 nucleotides long. RefSeq names its product SIM bHLH transcription factor 2 (gene SIM2). Gene Ontology annotation, biological process: regulation of transcription by RNA polymerase II. The record is from RefSeq and is a predicted model, not a curated record. Lineage: Eukaryota; Metazoa; Chordata; Mammalia; Lagomorpha; Leporidae. Gene Ontology annotation, molecular function: protein dimerization activity; DNA-binding transcription factor activity, RNA polymerase II-specific; RNA polymerase II transcription regulatory region sequence-specific DNA binding.